CCUCUCAACAACCUUGUUUUCCCUCUACUCUUCCUUCCUCCCGUUCAUCUUCUUCCUCUCUCCUUUGAUCCACUAUAAUCUAAUGGCUUCCUCCAUCUCUUCCAAGCCAUUCCUAUCCGGUGCUUUUUCUUCCUUCAAUUCGGAUGGCCGUUAUCUUUCCUCCGCCGUGGUUCAAAUCUCUGUUCGCCCUGGCACUCCCAAGAGACUGCAGAUACAGGCAGCAGGUAGUACCUAUGGAAAUUAUUUUCGUGUGACAACAUAUGGAGAAUCUCAUGGAGGAGGUGUUGGUUGCGUAAUUGAUGGAUGCCCUCCUCGUCUACCACUAUCUGAAGCGGACAUGCAAGUGGAUCUUGAUAGGAGGAGGCCAGGUCAGAGCCGAAUUACUACUCCCAGAAAAGAGACUGAUACGUGUAAAAUAUUUUCAGGAGUUUCUGAAGGAGUUACUACUGGAACGCCAAUUCAUGUAUUUGUUCCCAACACUGAUCAGAGAGGACAUGAUUAUAGUGAGAUGUCAUUAGCUUAUAGACCGUCACAUGCAGAUGCCACUUAUGAUAUGAAGUACGGUGUGCGAUCAGUGCAGGGAGGUGGUAGAUCUUCUGCAAGGGAAACCAUUGGAAGAGUUGCUUCUGGUGCUGUUGCUAAGAAAAUCCUUAAGGAGUUUUCUGGAACUGAGGUUCUUGCUUAUGUCUCUCAAGUUCACAAGGUUGUUCUUCCUGAGGACCUAAUUGAUCAUGACACUCUGACACUUGAACAGAUUGAAAGUAACAUUGUCCGAUGCCCCAACCCAGAAUAUGCAGAGAAGAUGAUAGCUGCUGUUGAUGCUGUCCGGGUGAAAGGUGAUUCUGUUGGUGGAGUUGUAACAUGCAUUGUGAGGAAUUGCCCACGUGGGCUUGGUUCACCUGUAUUUGACAAACUUGAAGCUGAACUGGCUAAAGCUAUCAUGUCACUGCCUGCGACGAAGGGCUUCCAGUUUGGCAGUGGGUUUGCAGGUACUUUUUUAACUGGCAGUGAACACAAUGAUGAGUUUUAUGUAGAUGAACAAGGAAAGAUGAGAACAAGAACUAACCGCUCAGGUGGCAUUCAGGGUGGAAUUUCCAAUGGCGAGAUCAUAAACAUGAGAGUAGCUUUCAAGCCAACAUCUACCAUUGGAAAAAAACAGCAUACGGUGACCAGAGAUAAGAAAGAAACAGAGCUAAUAGCCCGUGGUCGCCAUGAUCCUUGUGUUGUCCCUAGAGCUGUACCCAUGGUAGAAGCCAUGGUAGCUUUGGUUCUUGCGGAUCAAUUGAUGGCACAAUAUGCUCAGUGUAAUCUGUUUCGUGUCAACCCUGACUUGCAAGAACCAUUAUUGCCCGUGUUAGAGCCGGCCGAAGUACCUUUUUGAAAGAAGAUGAAGGUCAUAAUAAACGACUAGAUUUCCAUGGUUGCUAAAUGUGUCAAGGAGCUUGUGAUUCUUAUAUCCAGUCCUCGUGUUUAUAUUUGUAGUGAAAGCGAACAUGAUGUCAAAAAUUCGAUUUCAACAUGCAUCGGACGUGUGGUAUUAUAUGGGGUUUUAACACUAUUGUGUUUGGUUUCAGUUUAUAGUUGAUCAUAUAUCACAUACUAUACAAGCAUAGGGGAAAAAGUGGAAGUUACUCGCAUGUGUAAUUAAUAUCUUUUGUUCUUUAUAUAUAUAUAUAUAUAUAUAUAUAAUGACUGCUCGACCAUAAUAUGAAUAUAUUAUUAUCC
This is a messenger RNA of Prosopis cineraria, 1725 nucleotides long. Its product is annotated as chorismate synthase, chloroplastic-like. The record is from RefSeq and is a predicted model, not a curated record. Gene Ontology annotation, biological process: aromatic amino acid biosynthetic process; chorismate biosynthetic process. NCBI's taxonomy places the organism in Eukaryota, Viridiplantae, Streptophyta, Magnoliopsida, Fabales, Fabaceae. The coding region runs from base 83 to 1381 and encodes 432 amino acids. The transcript has 14 exons. Gene Ontology annotation, cellular component: cytosol. Gene Ontology annotation, molecular function: FMN binding; chorismate synthase activity.